This is a messenger RNA of Corylus avellana, 1396 nucleotides long. RefSeq names its product secretion-regulating guanine nucleotide exchange factor. Lineage: Eukaryota; Viridiplantae; Streptophyta; Magnoliopsida; Fagales; Betulaceae. The record is from RefSeq and is a predicted model, not a curated record.
UGUCCGUUUUUCGAAAUGCUAUUCAAACAUGAUAGAGGGUGUUACAGAUGGCCGGAUCUACCACUCUCGUCUCCGCGCUAAAACCCACCGGAAAUUAACAUAACAUUGAAUGCUCAUUUCCAAAACUCAGAUCUUGGCUUUCUGUCUCUCUCCGAUCAAACUUUUCCAGUAAUGUGGAAGCAUGGAAACAGAUCGAAAGCUUGGAAUGGGCCUCAAAAGUGUAGGGUCUCAAUUUUGAUCACGUCUCUCAUUCUUAUUCUUGUAGUUUUAAUCUCAAUAUAUCGUGACAAUGGUCAAAAUACCAGAUUAUCAUCUGGACUUCUGAAGCAAAAAUGGAAUAGCUUAGAGUCUUUGGUGCAAUUUCAUCCAACUGCCGAGGUCCAGAAUGGAACAGAACUUAUAUGGCAAAUACCUGAUACACCUAAGGCUGUUAUCUUUCUGGCUCAUGGUUGCAACGGCAGAGCUGUUAACUUUUGGGACAGAUCUUCUACCUGCCCUAAUUGCAUAGGGUUACCUGAAGAAAGACUUAUCACCCUUCACGCUCUUGCUCGAAAGUUUGCCGUUCUUACCAUAUCAAGCACGGGAAGAUGCUGGACACUUGGGAAGGAAAGAUUCAUUGUUAAGGAUAUUAUGAAGGGGUGGGUAGAGAAAAACAAUCUUCAACAACUUCCUAUUGUGGCUUUGGGAGCCUCCUCUGGUGGGUAUUUUGUGUCUGUACUGGCCACUGAGUUGAAAUUCAGUAGUAUUACACUUAUGAUUGCUGAAGGCGUAUUCGAUAGGAUUGAUAUCAGUGAGGAUUAUCCGCCUACACUGUUUGUGCACAUGCCCAAAGAUGUAUCUAGGCAGCAGAAGAUUGAUGAAAAUUUGCAACUUUUGAGAAAUAAAGGUGUUGAUGUGGCAGAGAUUGAAUGCAUGGAGUUCCCCUUGUCUCCACAUCUUUUAUCCGACAGAAUCCCAGGUAUUGAACAAAGUUUUUCUGCCAAGUUAUUUGAGCUUUUCCGGGACAAGGGCUUCAUCGAUGAAAAUGGAUAUAUGAAGAAUGAUGGGCGUGCAACACGAUGGCAAGCAGCUCUCAGGGAGAGUAGGAGUUAUAUUCCAGAUAAGCAUUUAGCAGAACACAUUCAGGAGGAAUUGAAUCUUGCAUUCGCUUAUCAUGAAAUGACCAGCUUGCAUUCUGAGCAGAUCUUUAAAUGGUUUGAAUCUCAUAUGAGUUGAUCAGAACUAUGUUGAGCCACAUUUUUCCUGAGACUUACAAGAUUUUUGUGGAAUAAAUUGUGGUCAGAAUCUGAAGCAAUUUCAAUGUACAGCUUAUUACUAGUUGUAAAUGUGGAAGGGAGAUGGAAAGUUUACUUGUUACGAUUCUUCUUCUGAAUCAAUUAGAAUUCAACUGAAUCUU